Molecule: messenger RNA, 907 nt
Organism: Hevea brasiliensis (rubber tree)
Lineage: Eukaryota; Viridiplantae; Streptophyta; Magnoliopsida; Malpighiales; Euphorbiaceae
Product: probable glutathione S-transferase
Exons: 2
Coding region: 39-701 (220 amino acids)
Biological process (GO): glutathione metabolic process
Cellular component (GO): cytoplasm
Molecular function (GO): glutathione transferase activity
Source: RefSeq, a predicted model, not a curated record
ACGGGCAGCAUCCAAAACAUGCAUAGCAGCAUAACAUAAUGGUAGAAGAAGUGAAGCUUUUCAACACAUGGUCAAGCCCAUUUGGUUUAAGGAUUGUCUGGGCAUUGAAGCUUAAGGGCAUCCAAUAUGAAUCAGUAGAGGAAGACCUUACCAAUAAGAGCCCUUUACUUCUUCAAUACAACCCUGUAUACAAAAAGGUUCCAGUGCUUGUGCACAAUGGACUACCUGUUGUAGAGUCAUGUAUAAUUCUUGAAUACAUUGAUGAGACAUGGAAGCAGAAUCCCUUACUGCCUGAAGAUCCUCACAAGAGAGCCGCUGCUCGCUUCUGGGCGAAAUUUGGCGAUGACAAGGUCAUAUCAUCACUAUGGGCAAUAUUAACCAAGGAAGGGAAGGAGCGAGAAGAAGCUUCUGUUCAGGCCAUUGAGAACCUAAAGUUCUUAGAGGAAGAACUAAAAGGAAAGAGAUUCUUUGGUGGGGAAAGGAUUGGAUUUCUUGAUAUUGCAAUGGGUUGGCUUGUCAACUUGGUCCCUGUAACAGAAGAAAUACUUGGUUUUGAAGUGAUAGAUAAAGAAGUAUUUCCAAAUUUAUCUGGAUGGAUGCUGGAGUUUUCAGGUGUUCCUGCAAUUAAAGAAAACUUGCCCCCUCAUGACAAGCUAGUUGCCGAGUUUCGUGCCUACCUUGCAACAGCACCUGACAACUGAAUGAUGCACUAGUAAUGCUGGGGCUCCAUAGAUUGAAUGAUCUUGUAGCUUUCUUCUAAUUGUUAUCUCUGCUCCUUUUGUUUGGGUCUUUGGCAGUGUGUCCGUAGGGGAGGGUAUAUUGAGCAACGCUAUGGUUUUAGUUUGGAUCUCUGCAAUUGACCUACUCCAUUUUCAUUAAUAAAAUUUUGGUUGCUUUAAAGAAAAAA